UUCUCCAAUCCUUCUCCUUCACAUUCUCAUUGACAUUGGUCAAAUCCCAAUCCCAAAUUAAGAAAUGGGCAGCGGCGGCGGCAUUGCGGAGGCGACUCUGGUGGAGGAGGCGCUGAGAGUGCUGAACACGGCGGAUCCCUUUGAGAAAGCUCGGCUCGGCGAUGAAAUCGCCACCAAAUGGCUGAAAGGAGACAUUGAAGUCGCGUAUGAUGCUUCCAAGGAGAUCCAAGUGCCCGAUCGCCCUGCCCGAGGCGCAAAUGUGAAGCUGGUUUCGCCUAGUGAGAUGCCGAAGCUGGGAAAGGCGGGGAGUCUGCAGAGUAGAAAGGCUCUUGUGCAUAGCCUCGUUCAUACUGAGAGCUGGGCUAUUGACUUGUCUUGGGACAUAAUUGCUCGAUUUGGUAAGCAAGAGGCAAUGCCAAGAGAUUUUUUCACAGAUUUUGUGAAAGUGGCACAAGAUGAAGGUCGGCACUUCACCUUGCUUGCAGAGAGAUUGAAAGAACUUGGAUCUUUUUAUGGAGCAUUGCCUGCUCAUGACGGUCUCUGGGAUUCAGCUGCUGCUACUUCCAACGACCUGUUAGCACGUUUAGCAAUCGAGCAUUGUGUUCACGAGGCCCGAGGGCUGGACGUUGUGCCAACAACGAUAUCACGUUUCCGCAAAGGAGGCGAUGAAAAGACAGCCGAGUUGCUGGAGACGGUGAUCUAUCCAGAAGAGAUAACUCACUGUGCUGCUGGAGUGAAGUGGUUCAAGUUUCUGAUUCUCCGCAAAGGAUCAAAAGAAGACGAUGACUCCAGUGAAUCUGCAUUCGAAGGAGAUGAAGCUGAUGAGCGCGUAGAUACUGAAGUGAUCCCAAAGUUCCAUGAAAUAGUGAGGGCUUUCUUCAGAGGGCCGCUCAAGCCACCGUUCAACGAGGUAGCAAGAAAGGCUGCUGGAUUUGGACCUCAGUGGUACCAACCUCUUGCUGUCAAAGACUAGUUUUUCUCUCUUUUUGACAAACAAUUUUGAUUAAUCUAUGUUUUACUUUCCUAUAAA
Salvia hispanica is the source of this 1030-nucleotide messenger RNA. RefSeq names its product 3-oxoacyl-acyl-carrier synthase-like protein (Protein of unknown function DUF455). NCBI's taxonomy places the organism in Eukaryota, Viridiplantae, Streptophyta, Magnoliopsida, Lamiales, Lamiaceae. The record is from RefSeq and is a predicted model, not a curated record.